AUGUCCUGGCUUCCAGACGCCGCUGAUGCUGAGAGCCCCCUCAAACCCGCUGAGCUUCAAGUCUUGCGCUCACAGUACGAGAAAGAAGGCGAAUACGUCUCGCUGCAGACCAAGUUCAACUAUGCUUGGGGCCUCAUAAAAUCCACCUCCCGAAUCGAGCAACAGGAAGGCGUGCGCCUCCUCUCCGACAUAUUCCGCCAAAGCCCCGACCGAAGAAGAGAGUGUCUAUACUACCUGGCGCUGGGGAACUACAAGCUUGGAAACUAUGCUGAGGCACGACGGUACAACGACAGCCUGCUGGAUAUCGAGCAAGGCAACCUGCAGGCGCAAAGUCUAAGCCAACUGAUAGACGAGAAGGUCGCGAAGGAGGGCUUGAUGGGUGUGGCAAUAGUCGGUGGACUGGCGGUCGCGGCUGGAGUGGUCGGCGGGAUACUGUUCAAGGGCGCGCAAAGGAAGAGGUGA
Molecule: messenger RNA, 462 nt
Organism: Zymoseptoria tritici IPO323
Lineage: Eukaryota; Fungi; Ascomycota; Dothideomycetes; Mycosphaerellales; Mycosphaerellaceae
Exons: 2
Coding region: 1-462 (153 amino acids)
Biological process (GO): mitochondrial fission; peroxisome fission; autophagy of mitochondrion
Cellular component (GO): peroxisomal membrane; mitochondrial outer membrane
Molecular function (GO): protein binding
Source: RefSeq, a predicted model, not a curated record